Dermatophagoides pteronyssinus (European house dust mite) is the source of this 1298-nucleotide messenger RNA. It is a transcript of the gene bisc, whose product is annotated as TM2 domain-containing protein 1 biscotti. Lineage: Eukaryota; Metazoa; Arthropoda; Arachnida; Sarcoptiformes; Pyroglyphidae. The record is from RefSeq and is a predicted model, not a curated record.
AUCUAAAUGAAAAUCAUUGUCAAAUAAUUUGAAAUCAAAACUACAAAAGCGACAGAUUAAAACAAAAUUAGGAUUUGUUGUUGUUGUUGUUAUUUAUUCUCCCCCUUCUGACAUACCGAUGAUUAUUUUUUGGUAACGACAACAACCAAUCUAUUUACCAAGACAACGUUAAAAACAAAAAUAUUUCAAUAAUCGUCAUCGAUCAAUUAUUGAAUGCAUUGUCAUUAUCGAUAAUCACAAAUCACAAAGUUAACGAUGAAAAAGAAAAAGAAAAUUGAAAUAAUGAAUAAGAAGCAAAAACGCCUUAUUUAUCAUCAUCAUUUAUUAUCGAACAAAAUUCAUUUUCAACAUUCUUCGAUUUUUUUGUUAUUUUACAUCUUUAUCUUUAUGCUCAUAAUUCAAUUCAUCAAUAUAUUAGCCAUUGAAGAAGAUCAUUCAUUAUUAUUAUCAUCAUCAUCAUCAAACAUUAUAAAUUCAACGAUCAAUAAUGAUCAACAAAAGCCUUUAUUUAAAAUCGAUUGUUAUAGCCUUAAGAUUGGUCAAUUUCGUUGUGAUCCAAUUGAAAUCGAUGAAGAUACACAACAGCCAUUUGGUUGUUCAGUAAAUAAUCUAGCACCAAUUAAUUGUACAUUAAUUAAUGGCCUAAUCUGUGAUGAACAAUCAAAAAAUUUGUCCAUAACAACAAAAAAUGAUUAUAAUCAACGUAUACAAUUAGCCAUACCAUGUCAAUAUACAAAUGGCUAUUCAUAUGAAAUAACAUUAUUAUUAUCAAUAUUUUUGGGCAUGUUCGGUAUUGAUCGUUUCUAUCUUGGUUAUCCGGCCAUUGGUUUGCUCAAAUUCUGUACAUUAGGUUUUCUAUUUUUAGGCCAAUUUAUUGAUAUUAUAUUGAUUGCCAUGCAAAUAGUACGACCAGCUGAUGGUUCAAAUUAUAUAAUCAAAUUUUUUGGACCAAAAUUAACGAUCAUUAAUUCAUUUCGUCAUCAACGUUUUGGAUUGUUUGAUAACAUUCCAUUUAUAUAUGAUGAUAAUGAUAAUUUUACCGAUUAUCGUAUGGUUAUACAUUCAGGUUUUGAUCUUUAUUUCUAUCCACCAUCAACAACGAUCAAUAAUAAUUUGGCAAUUGUUUCGAAUCAUUUUGUUGGCAAUGAAACAUUGACCGCUGCCCAUCAUACGAAUUUGUAAAUGAUCAACAUCGAUUCAAUGAUGAUCAUUCUCAAAAUUAAAAAUUGCAAUUUUUGUUCUGUUUUUUUUUCUUCACUUAAACUUUAUUUGUUCUCAUUUUUUUUUCUUUAAAUUUU